AAUAGCUGGCGAGAAUUGGGACGAGAUUCGUCUAUAAUUUCCGGUUUUGGGCGAAAUUUGGGAUAUUUCGGCUAUUUUAUCUCCAUAACUGAAAGCAACUGUUUUCAAAGAAUAAAAUUCGUCAUAAAUAUUAUGUUGCAUUUUUCGAUUAAUCUACAUAUUAGAAUAAAUUAAUAUUAUUUAACAAUAAUGGCCGAUUCAGGAGAAAAAGUUGAAAGAGAAAACGAAAGUGUAGCAGAAGAUAAAGAAAUAAAGAAUGCAAGUCUAUCGGAAGAUUUUGAUAAGGAUACGGCGAGUAACAUGGCUGAGAUAAUAGAUGACAAUCAAGAUAACUUGAACGUUGAUAAACAAGUCAAAUUUGAUAGUUCCGAGUCGAUUGACAGAUCGCCUAAUUCUAUAUUAUCUGAUGAUUUGAAAAAUUCGGAAGGUAUUGAAAAAACUCAAGAAUCAUUAAAAACUUCAGUUGAAAAUUUGAAAAGAACAGUUGCAAUGAUGAAAGAACAACCUGAUCAAUUUGAAUCUCCUCAACAACCAACAAAAGACUCGCCUAAGGACCACUUGAAGAGAAAUUCUAGUUUCUCAUCUAACACCACCGCAUCUAGUCUUAGGGAAUUGGAAGAGUGUUUAAAAUCAUCCGAUACACCAUUAGAUAUGCAUGGAACUUUAGAAAGAGAUGGAGAAGUUAUGACGUUUGUAGCUGAGGGAUUAACUGAUUUAGUAAGACUAUCGUCUGCCACCCCAUCAUCCCUUAGUUCAGCGUCAGGUUGGUCAGGUGUAUCGCGUUCACCAACUCUUCAUAGUCCUGAAACCUUACCUCCGGUUGACGUAAAAGCGCUGUUUGAAAUUGAAAAUUCUGCUCAUAAAAUUGCUGCUUCAGUGGGUAAAAUGAUGGAUUCAAUGGCUGCUAAUUUACAUUUAAUGUCUUCUGUAACGACAAGUUGUAUCGACGCCUACAAGGAAGGAGUGGACAGAACUUGCGAUUCUGUAGACGCUAGUAUCAAGACUAUGUACGCUCUUAUGGCUAAAUGCGAAGAGUUAUCUAAAAGUAUGCAACCCGUUUAUAAACUAUCAAACGAAAUGAAAGAGGUGAAGAGACUUUUGGAAUUGUUUGAAAAUCAAGUUAAUAAAGGAAUGGCAAUCGAUUCUUGA
Dimorphilus gyrociliatus is the source of this 1149-nucleotide messenger RNA. NCBI's taxonomy places the organism in Eukaryota, Metazoa, Annelida, Polychaeta, Dinophilidae. The record is from the annotation of a GenBank genome assembly.